AUGGGGCCCCCUACUGACCCCGGGCCCUCGGGCAGUGCCCGAGUUCCCCAAUGGUCAGUCCGCCCCUGGUGCUUUGAUGAUCGGUGCCCAGCAGUGCCACCCACCAGUUCCACCCACCUGUGCCCAGCAGUGCUGCCCACCAGUGCCCAGCAGUGCCACCCAGCAGUGCACCCACCUGUGCCCAGCAGUGCCACCCACCUGUGCCCACCAGUGCCACCCACCUGUGCCCACCAGUGCCACCCACCACUGCCCAUCAAUGCAGUGCUGCCAGUCAGUGCCACCAGUCAGUGCCCAGCGGUUGUGCCAGUCAGUGCCCAUCAGUUGCGCCAGUCAAUGCCCAGCAGUGCCGCCAGUCAGUGCCCAACAGUGAUGCAGUCAGUGCCACCUAUCAGUGCUGUCUUUCAGUACCCAUCAUCAGUGCCGCCUAUCAGUGCCGCCUAUCCGGGACACCUCAUUAGUGCUGCCUAUCCGUGCCACCUCAUUAGUGCUGCCUAUCAGUGCCCUUCAGUGCUGCAUAUCAGUGCCUGUCAGUGCCACCUAUCAGUGCCCAUCAGUGCAGCCUCAUCAGUGUAGGAGAAAAAUUACCUGUUUGAAAACUUUUAUAAUAGAAACAAAGAAAAAUUAUUUUUUUCCCAAUUUUU
Molecule: messenger RNA, 641 nt
Organism: Staurois parvus
Lineage: Eukaryota; Metazoa; Chordata; Amphibia; Anura; Ranidae
Source: the annotation of a GenBank genome assembly